Messenger RNA from Scaptodrosophila lebanonensis, 3466 nucleotides. It is a transcript of the gene pigeon, whose product is annotated as protein pigeon. The record is from RefSeq and is a predicted model, not a curated record. The transcript is spliced from 8 exons. Gene Ontology annotation, cellular component: trans-Golgi network. Lineage: Eukaryota; Metazoa; Arthropoda; Insecta; Diptera; Drosophilidae. Gene Ontology annotation, biological process: positive regulation of amyloid-beta formation. Bases 79 to 2943 code for a protein of 954 amino acids.
UUGUUUGGCUAAUGUUUGUGGUCAUUGCAGGAUUAUUAGGUUAAUUAAGGAUAAAUAAAACUUGCUUCCUGCAUUGAAAUGUUGCGGCAGGAGAACUUGGCGGCUAACUUCUGUGGGCUGCUGGCCAGCCAGGGUCAUAAGGAAAAAGCCAAUGAAUGGCGCAUUGUAGGCCAGGAGAGGGACGGCUCGCUGCUAACAUCCUGGAUAUUCGAAAACUUGGAGCAGAGCACUCAUGAGACUUGCAUAGGCCGCUUCGAUGUCACAGAGAAGUUGUUGCGUGUGCUGUGGCGACUGCCGGGCUGCGUGGAAGUCAUUCAGGCUAGUGUCAAUAAAAGUGUCACGCUGAUGUCCUAUGUGUUGAAGAAGCGCGAGCAGGUGGAGGACGAGGCGGAGGGUAAACAGUUGUCGGCCGCAGCCAGAGCCGCACAAAUCUAUCAGGCAUUUGUGGUGGAAGUCCGGAGCAGCGAUGGUGGCACACCCAGAGCUUUGGGCGAAGGGACGCGUCGACAGGUGAUGACGCAGUUCCUGUGGCACCAACAGGAUACAACGCGGCACUACUGGCAGGAUAAACUACUGGUCCUAACGCAUGAGGAUUCCAUCAAAAUCUACAAAUGUGUGGUAGCGGAAAGCUCCUAUUUGGACGUAAACAGCUGCGCGGACUCUGCCUGGAAACUGGACACUAGUCUGCUUACAUACGAAACGCUGGCCAAGCGAUUUAGCUGGGCACAGUGGGAUGCGGAAUGCCAAGCGCUUUAUUACAUACAUCUUAAGCCGAAGGCGAAAAGCCUCAGUUUACUGGACGAGCGUGAGGAGCAGGAGGAGCAGGCAGAGCAGGUUUUAAGUCCCACACUGUCGGCGUUUCAGUUCAACGAAAAGGAGCCCACGGAGACGGUGCUAAACAUACCGCUGAACUUGCCGCAGCUGCCCUGCGGAGCCACAGAUGACGACCCCACCUAUGAUGACGAUGCGGUGCCGCUGCGCGUUCACGAUAGCUCGCUGAACCUCAUCAUUCUGACCGAUGAGUCGGGCAUGUUCUUUGUGUGUCACUACUAUUUGUAUCAGCCCAUACAGCCGAAGAAUGUGGACGAGCUGGGCGGGUCCAGUGGCUUUGGCGGCAGGCAGCAGGUGGAUGUCCAUUUCGCCUAUUCAGUUACGUUGCUGCACCACGGCUGUGUGGUGCACUGUGUGAUGCCAGGCGUGCCGUGGGAAAAGGCGCGUCUGCUGAAGCCUACUUUUGCUCUGCAUGGAGCGCACCAUUUGCUGGUCUUCCAGCCCGACUUGUUUGUGCAUUUGUUGGACGUGGGACUGACGCAUGAGCCGAACUGCCACAUUGUCUGCCCGGCCCAUAAUCGUAAUCCGCUUAAGCAGCUGGUGCCCUUGCACAAAUGGGGCGGCUUGGCCUACGAUGUGGCCAGCUUGGAUGUGGUUUCAUUGUCUGUGCCGCGUGGCCAUCUCAUCGAUGCGUUUCGCACAGACAGCUCGCUGGAUAAUCGCAUCAGCAUCAUACACUACUUUCUGGUGCACUCAAACGAUCUGGAUGUGUUGGCCGGGCUGUUGAGCAAUAUUUUGGAGCGCGCUCUUUCGCUGGAUACGGUGGCUUUGCUGAAGGAGGCGCUGGUGGCCGGCAGCUAUGCUGCUGCCUUGCGUGGUUUGCCCAAAGAUGCCAAGCCUCUGACGCGUCUGCUGCCACUUACCACGGCGGUAUCCACGCGCUCGAUGCAGGCGCGCGUCGCGGACAUCAACGUGGGACUUUCGCAUGAGUCUCUGCACAACACCAGCAUGAUGCUGCUAUCGCCCCAGCAACGGCUGUCAUCCUUCCGCCAGGAUAUUUGGACGCGACUGUGGGAGCUGCUCAAUGAGUCGGCAAAGAAGGAACAGCCGCGUUUCACAGCCGAACAGGUUACUGAGAAAUUAAUGUUCUCACUGGCCUGCUAUCAGCCGGAGGCUUUGUCGCGCUGCUCCACACCGCUCUCACCAGAUGCUUGCGGCGGAUUUGGCGACUACGGCAACGCCGUUCCCUUCUCCAACGAAGUGCUGCCCUUCAUUGAGCAGGAAACCUGCACGGCAUCCAAGCAGGAGCACGUCAUAUCAGUGUAUCUGCGGGAGCUGAGCGUCCAUCUGGUCAAGCACUCGUCCAAGCCCAACACCGGCUUUCGUUGGCUCAAGGAAACGUUCUUCGAGCGCUCCCAAGCCCCGCAUGUGCACGCCGUGGCUUCGAAGUAUGUUACCUCCCAGCUGGAACUUUCACGCGCUCUCUGCUCGUUGGUCUGUCGCGCCUCGGGUGUAGAUGCCCGCAUGGAGACUUUGCGGGGUUUUCAGUUAAUCGAUAAGAUGUCCAAUAGCCAGCAGUAUUCGCUGUUCCUCGUGCUGGAACGUUAUUGUUUGGCCGUCGAGUCUAUUGCUUUUCCGUUACCCGAAGGCUUUUCUUCGUUCUUCACCUACUUGGGUUAUCGCGCGUUGGAGUUCCACAUGUUCCUGCAGUAUGUGGAGAAUCAUGUUUUCGAAUUACAGGUCGAUGUCAUGAAGAGCAUUAUCUAUGAUAUUGACGAUUCGACGACGGGAAUUGAUCGCAAGUUGUCCCUAAUUUCCUGCCUUCCCAAACAACGUGCUCAGCGUUUGCUCAAGUGCUGGAAUCAUCCAGAGAGUCUCAUGAUUCGUGGACGCGAACACGCAGCCAAUAUCUUAUCGGGCCAACAGGAACAGCAACAGCGCAAUAUCACUCAAAACUUUGCGCAAUCGCGCAUGAACGCCACAAGUGAUAUGGCGGCAGAAACUUUAACUCCAUUGGACUCGUUUCUCGACUUGUUAACAGCAAAGGCCAGCCUAGCCGAAUUGGAUUAUAAUUUGUUGAUUGAGACAACGCUGAGCUCCAUGGAUCAGCUGGAACUGAAAGUGGCCCGAAAAAAGGCUCAAGAGGCGGAGAAACAAACAGCUUCCAUUUAAAAUCUGGUAUACUUGUAACUGUAUUUAUAUAGUGUGUAACGAUUUAGUAUUAUAAGUCAGCGAAAGUCUAGAGUUCUUUUACUACUUAUAAAGAAACAUUGAGAAACAUACCGAUUGAUAUUAAGUAACUCUCUUAUAACAUUUAAAGCUAUAAAUCUGUAUCUUAAUGUUCCACUCUUUAAGUGUUAAGUAACGUUUUGUAUUUUGUAUUUAGUAUUUUGAAUAGGCUUUCAAACUUAUCGUGGAGGCUCAACAACAGGAAACAUUUCUAGUAAUUUAUGUAAGAGUCUUAGGUAUUUUGUGAGCAUAAAGUAUUACUCAUGCCAGUUAUAUAUUAAGAGAACUUAUAAUUAACUUACAUAUAAUCGACUUCAACCAAAGUACAUAUUUUGUUUCGAAAAUAUGAAUCUAGCAUUCCUAUUAUAUAUAGUAAAGCUUAUAAAAGUUUAUGGUGUUAUUUAUUGUAAUCUUUUUAAUAUUUUCUGUAUUAUAAUGAUUAUAUUAUGUAUUAUAUGCUCCGUUU